UAUAAAUAUAAAGCAAAAUGUAAAUAAAAAUAGAGCGACAGGCAGAUCUUAUUUACAAAAAGUUCUGGAAUUGGCGGUGCGUCGUACAAAUAUGCGUAAUACCUAUUAAAAAGAUACGUUAUAUUCUCAUUCGAUCAUCAAAAUAGGCUGGCGUAAUUUUGGACCUGUUGAUCGUGUUGUCAAGCGAAUAUUUCGAAAACGGGGAAUCCCAGGUUGACUGUCGAGAUCGCCGAUCAUUUGUGCUUUUCGGCAUUCUGUGCAAGCCAACGAAGCCGUCAUGUCCGAGGAAGAGUCGUUCGUCAUUCUGGGCAGCUCACCUCUACCCUCCCUUCUUUUCGAUGGAAUGGAGCAUGGCGAGGAGGUGAUCGAAUCAGCCGCAAUGCUUCAAUCCUCCAGUGAUCACCCCAUCAGCUCUAGUACCUCUGAACCACAGAGAUCCUUGGAGACCGGAGGUGCUCCUCAGUCCCUGGCAGCCAGUUUCAUCAUGGGCGAAGUUGGCUCCGAUGUCCUCAAGAACAGUGUCUAUUCGCAGUUUCCCAGCCUAUGCUCGCUGCAAGCUUCAGCUGAGGAUGUCGUGAAGCUACAGAACCUGCUGAGUGAAUACCAUGCUUUAAAAAGCACUUUGGACAAGUUAAGCUGCACAAUGUUAAACUACCACAAACUAACACAGCAGAGGCGUCAGGAAGCCGCUAAAAGGGAGCAACACUACAGAGAUCAACUACUCGAGUGCCAGAAGAAGGUGGAGAAGUUGAGCCAAGAAAACCAGCAGCUUAGGGAGGAGCUCGAGACCAAAAUGGAACAGAUUGAACUGGUGCAAAGUCUGAACCAAAAAGAACAGGACGAGCUGCGUCAAAGCGCUUCGGAGAAGAUGUCCCUAAUUAACAACAUGCGAGUGGAAAUCGACAAGCUGCAACAGCUAAAGAUGCACUCGUUCGAAUUUGUACCUGAUGACGGAGCCACUGCGGCGAAGGAAAGCGAGGGCACGGCUUUAAAUUAUGUGCAAAGGGAAGAACACGAUCGGCAGGUGCGGGAGCUAAAACAACAACUAUCCCAAUUGCUGGCUGAGAACCUAGAAAUCAAGGAUAUGAAAAAAACCUAUGUGGAGAAGAUUGAUUGCUUGAAAGUAAACUUGACCAGUGCACAAGAGCUAAUGGACAAAAUGCAGCGAGACAUAAGCGAGCUAAAAGCCAAAGACGCGCAGAAGCAGGAAGUCAUUGAACAUCUGCAGACACAGAACGACAUCUAUCGCAAGGAUUUCGAGAUGGAGCGUGCUGACCGUGAAAAGAAUGCUGGCGAGAAGGAUCAGUAUUUGUUGGACCUGAAGGCACUACAGAGGCGGAACCAGGAGCUCAUCGAAGCACUUGCCGAGUCGCAUAAGAGCAGUAGUAUCAAGUCCUCGCCAGCCUCAUCCCUAAGCUCCAGUCGACACAGUCUACGGGAGGACCAAAGACCAGUUAGAGUCCUGGACCCCACUGCAGCCGCUGCAUCAACAGCUGAAAGUAUCUUGCGCUGUCCCAUCUGCUCCAAGACCUUUAAAAACCUGAGCGUGUUGCAAAGUCACGUAAAUGAUUGCUUGGACAAGAACUAAUGACAAAUAGGAAGGAGUUAAUAAUUGAAAAUAUAUAUUUCAUUUAUAAGAUUUAUUUUUUUCUAUUGCUAUUACAAAAUACCACACUAUGAUACAAUUACAAAUAACAUUAAACAGAUAAGUGUAGAA
Molecule: messenger RNA, 1717 nt
Organism: Drosophila bipectinata
Lineage: Eukaryota; Metazoa; Arthropoda; Insecta; Diptera; Drosophilidae
Gene: key
Product: NF-kappa-B essential modulator kenny
Biological process (GO): DNA repair; regulation of canonical NF-kappaB signal transduction
Cellular component (GO): cytoplasm; nucleus
Molecular function (GO): DNA binding; K63-linked polyubiquitin modification-dependent protein binding
Source: RefSeq, a predicted model, not a curated record